GGUGGUGGCGGCGGUGGGGUGGCGGGAGCGGAGCGGCAUGGCCACGGCGGCUUCUAACCCCUACCUGCCAGGGAACAGCCUGCUCACGGCCGGCUCCAUUGUGCACUCGGACGCUGCCGGGGCGGGCGGUGGCGGAGGGGGCGGUGGCGGCGGCGGCGGGGCGGGGGGCGGCGGCGGUGGCAUGCAGCCCGGGAGCGCUGCUGUGACCUCCGGCGCCUACCGGGGGGACCCGUCCUCGGUCAAGAUGGUCCAGAGCGACUUCAUGCAGGGGGCCAUGGCCGCCAGCAACGGCGGCCAUAUGCUGAGCCACGCGCACCAGUGGGUCACCGCCCUGCCCCACGCUGCCGCCGCCGCCGCCGCUGCCGCCGCCGCCGCCGUGGAAGCCAGCUCGCCGUGGUCGGGCAGUGCGGUGGGCAUGGCCGGCAGCCCACAGCAACCUCCACAGCCGCCACCGCCGCCGCCACAGGGCCCCGACGUGAAGGGUGGCGCUGGACGCGAAGACCUGCACGCCGGCACAGCGCUGCACCACCGCGGGCCUCCGCACCUCGGACCCCCGCCGCCGCCCCCUCACCAGGGCCACCCUGGGGGCUGGGGGGCCGCCGCUGCCGCCGCCGCUGCCGCCGCGGCAGCAGCAGCAGCCGCUCACCUCCCGUCCAUGGCGGGCGGCCAGCAGCCGCCGCCGCAGAGUCUACUCUACUCCCAGCCCGGAGGCUUCACGGUGAACGGCAUGCUGAGCGCGCCCCCGGGUCCCGGCGGCGGCGGCGGAGGCGCGGGUGGUGGAGCCCAGAGUCUGGUUCACCCGGGGCUGGUGCGCGGGGACACGCCCGAGCUGGCGGAGCAUCACCACCAUCAUCACCACCACGCUCACCCGCACCCGCCGCAUCCGCACCACGCGCAGGGACCCCCGCAUCACGGCGGCGGUGGCGCGGGGCCGGGACUCAACAGCCACGACCCGCACUCUGACGAGGACACGCCGACAUCUGACGACCUGGAGCAGUUCGCCAAGCAGUUCAAGCAGCGGCGCAUCAAGCUGGGCUUCACCCAGGCCGACGUGGGGCUGGCUCUGGGCACGCUCUACGGCAACGUGUUCUCGCAGACCACCAUCUGCCGCUUCGAGGCCCUGCAGCUCAGUUUCAAGAACAUGUGCAAGCUCAAGCCACUGCUGAACAAGUGGCUGGAGGAGGCGGACUCGAGCACCGGCAGCCCCACGAGCAUCGACAAGAUCGCGGCCCAGGGCCGCAAGCGCAAGAAGCGGACCUCUAUCGAGGUGAGCGUCAAAGGCGCGCUCGAGAGCCACUUCCUCAAGUGCCCUAAACCCUCGGCACAGGAAAUCACUAACCUGGCCGAUAGCCUGCAGCUGGAAAAGGAGGUCGUGCGGGUCUGGUUCUGCAACCGGCGCCAAAAAGAGAAACGCAUGACGCCCCCGGGCAUCCAGCAGCAGACGCCGGACGAUGUCUACUCGCAGGUGGGUACCGUGAGCGCUGACACACCGCCACCACACCACGGGCUGCAGACCAGCGUGCAGUGAAGGCCCGCAGCGCGAAGAGGGCCGCCGCCGCCACCUCCGCAGCCGCUGUCAGCACCGCCGCCACGGUCGCCGCCGCCGCCGUCUCCGAGCCGCCGCCAAGAACCGCCGCUGCCGCUGCUGCCGCCGCUGCCGCCGCCGCCGCCGCUGCCGCCGCCGCGCAGACCCAGCACCUGGCCUGGGCCAGUGCGUCUCGGCCGCCUCCCCUCUGCCCAAAGACAGGCGUGCCAGGGCUCUAGGAGGAGGGGAGAACGACUGGGGAGACACCGACCGAGGAGACUCUUUUUGAAGUCCAAGGAAGGAGGGACCAAAAAAAAUUAAAGCAUAAUAAAUACCAAGACUGUUUUAUAUGCAUAUAUAACAAACAAAACCGGAAGAGGAAAAGGGGGCAACCGGGACAUGUCGUUUAUACUCUGGUGGUGUUUUGUUUCUAUUUUGAAAGAAGGUUGAAGAUGCCUAACGCACCGAAACUGCACUCUUGAGGUACUGUACACCCCGAGAUGUCCUUCAUGGCAUCGGUGGAGAACACCUGCUUCGUCCUCUCCUCUGAGACAAGAGAGACACCCCCCUCCCUUUCUUCCUCUUCUUCCUAAAGGGCUGCCUAAAAGAUCCAUGGAAACUUUAUUGGGAGCGACCUGAAAAGAAAGAUGCACCAGGUUUCGUGCAGGUCUGACUCUACUCCAGAACAGUGUUUUUCUUGGCCAUAUUAAAGUCUUUGGGGAAAAAAUAAAUCAACUAUGAAAUGGGAAGGAAGGAGAAACAGAGUCUGGGACGGGGGAGAAGAUUCACAAUUUCUGAAGUUCACAGACUAAAUAGAAAAGCCAAAAGAAAGCAUCCUCGCGGUAACCUUGGAAAUAAAAGCAGCGCGAAAGAGCCCGGGCUGGGCGAGGCUGAAGGCCAGGCACGUCCAGCCGCCAGCGGGGAGGGCACAGCAGCGGGGGCCAAGGCCCAGCCUUUGAGACCGCCCAGAGAGGCCAGGCCACCGCCACCGAACCCGGGCUUUGCCGACUGCCACUCGGGGUGGACCAUGCCUAAAGAUUCCACCGCUAAUAUUUUUUUUAUUAACAUUUUUUUAUUUUUUAUUUCUGGACUGACUCCGAUAAAAAAGGGUGUGGAAAGAGAGCACCAGCCGCCGCACUUCCCUUGACUUCUGCCCUCAAUCCGUUGCCAACUUUGAUUGAAUGGGUGCUGCGGAUGUGAUUAUGUAAUACUGCCAUUUCCAAGCAGUGUUUUUGGUAGGUUUUAAUAAACAGACUUUUCAAAUGACGGCAAUAUAGAAUCGUUAGAUCCGUUGUUGAUCUAAAAAUAUUUGCUUUAUAUUUUCAUUAAAUGACUUCUUUUAAUAUUUUAUUCAGAAUACUUAUGAACUGCUGCAAAACGGUAAUUUAUUUUUCCCCAGAUCUUGUAUUACGUGUUUUUUUCAGACGAGCACAAAUCAAAAUGAAAUGAAAAUAUGGACAGUUGUUAGGUAAUAAGGGUAUCUUUUGAUGUGAUCCUUUGAUUGUAAUUUAAUUUGAGUAGUGAUUCCGUAAGAGCUGAUUGAGAAAAUAAAUUUGUUAGAAUGAAAUAGUCUGUGUCUGAUGCAUCAACACUGUGUGGGAAGAAGAGUUCUCUAGAAAAUAUUUUUUUACUAAUGGAGAUCCUUAAGUCAUAGAGCAUCAAGGGAGCAGAGCUUCCCCACGCAAAGGUGUGUUUGGAAACCUCCAGAACAGGCUAGGAUUGCUGAAAACAUCUGUGCUUUAGCAAAAGAGGUUGUUCACUCCUUGUUGAUCCAUAAAUUUCCCAGUAUUUUCCUUACCCUCAGCUUCAGUGUCUCUAGUGUUUUUUGCUGAGCGAUCUAUAACUACUAGCCAUUUUCUUGAAGAUACCUGUUUUGAAUUGCAUAAUUGAGCUACAUCACCACUGAAAAUAAACCCACCCGGUCAAUCAUGGUAAAUACAACCCCUCAUAGUUCAGUCUCUCUCUCUCUCUCUCUCUCUCUCUCUCUCUCUCUCUCUCUCUCUCUCUCUCUCUCUCUCUUCUUACCCUCCAAUAUAUCCCUGUUUCUUUUUUUCCUAAAGAUCAAUAGUUGCAAAGGAUAGCUUAUAAAUCAUUGAAGUAUUUUAAUAUCAAUUACUCCCCAUUACUACCUAUAUGUAAUUAAAUUUCGGUUAUUAAGUUUAUGGUAAGCUUUCUUAUUCCUUUCUUGAAAGAAGACCUUGCAGAGAGCCCUGCUUGACUCUGUACUUGGAUGGUCACCAGCUCAGACUCGAGGCUGCCCAUUUCUGUGGUUUGGUCCUCCGGAAACUUGGUUCUUCACCUUUUCCAGUGCUGAGGGCUUUAGCUUUUCGGGUCACUUUUUAGAUCAGCCCCUGCAGAGUGGUCACAUUAAUCAAGUUAAUGUAUCAAUAUUUGCAACAUGGAAAGAUGAAAACCUAGUGCCUCGGGUUGUGAGUGCUAAAGAUGAGAAAGGCUCUGGUUGGUUGACUCCCUGAAUGUUUUUUUCUUCUUUAAAAACUGAGGGAGAAAGCAGUGAUUUUUACACAAGAGUUCCCCCCAUCUCAUUCAGCUACCACUCACCUUUUGCCUAAUUUUGUCGCCUUCAUUGGCCCACCCCCAUAAUUUAGAUUCAGGAGUCUAAAAAUCCUGGGAAACUAUAAGAGUAUGGAACAAUUAUUUCUCCCAGAGAGACACUAUAGCACAAACCAAGCCCCAGCCAGAGGGCCAUGUAUCGGGUGGCAUUAUUUUUGACACUAAAUUGCACUAAAACUCACAAUCAUUAUGAUUUGUGAAAUCUGAAAGAGCCCAUAUUUAUUCAGCAGAAGGGGGUUGUAGAUAAGAAACUACAUUUUACUUUUCUCUGGGUUGCUGUUUUCUGUUUCUCCUGCUAUUGUUAUUGCCCUUCCCUGGGAACAACUUGGUGUGGGGGUGGGGUGAGGCUCACCAUCAUUUUUCUUUUGGUGUUGUUACUCUUGUUGUUUGAGGGACUAUAAGAGUAAGCAAAGAAGACCUGUCUGGAAACCCAGGAAAAGGCAGGUUGGUUGUGAGUGGAGCACACCACUGGCAUAUGAGAGGAAUCGUGAGUUGGUUUUUUUGGAUGGGGGUGCUUUUUGUUUUGUUUUGUUUUGAUUGAUUGUUUUCUUCCUGGAAUAGUGGUGCUUAACUAGAAGGGGGAAUGGGUCUAUUUAAAUUUUUAGGAGGUCUCUACUUACUUGAUUUAGCUGAGGACAAGGGAGCUAACAAUUAGAUUUUUUUUUACACUGUUUUCUAUUAAAAAGAACCUUUGCUGAUUAUUUCGGAAGAAACCUUGAUUUAGGGGUGAAGAAGCUGGGCAAGCAAGGCAAUUUGUCAUUUUGCAUUUUGUAAAGGAAGCUGAUGACUUUUUUUUUUAAAAGUCAACCCUUUGAAUGUAUUUACAAAAUGAAAUUCAUGGUUGAAACAUGACCGAAAAGAUAUAAAGCAAGAGGUUUUGUGCUAAGGCUCAUAUUGUUACACAUGUAAAUAAUGAAAAUAUUGUUAUAUAUCCCCAGAUCUUCUCGAUGAAUUUGGUCAUUGUGUUCCGUUGCGGCACAAAUGUCUUGUGCUUCCUAAGCCUCCCAUUUGUUUCCUCCAUUGCAGUCGUCUCCUCCUCCCAUUUCAACCCAAAGGAAAGUGGCAAAGUUCUGUCCCAUCAACCUGGUUAGUUACAAACUAGGCCCAUUCAUAGUUCUCAUAGACUGUGGCUCCUGGGCUCUAGAGCCAUGAUCCAAGCCUUGUCCACCUCGUCCACCCAGUCACCUUCCCCUGGCAAUCCUCUCCAAUAAAUAAUUCAAGGUGUAUUUAAAAAUAUAAGUAAAUUUGCUGUUAUUGCUCUGCAUUUUUCCCUCCUUAGUAUUACCCAAGGACUCUCUGACUCUCUGUCUCUGUCUCUCUCUCUCUCUCUCUCUCUCUCUCUCUCUCUCUCUCUUAGAGAUUCCCUCUGCUUCCUUGUGGCCUCCGGUGUUUGCUCAUCCCAUGCUCAUGAUCUGUUUUGUAUGAAUGGUUUUCAACAUUCAGAGAAUAAUUGGUUCUUAUAUCAAAUGCAGUAUAUACUCUUCAUAGUUUUAUCAAUGAGUGUAAUAUUUUAAAUAAUUUUAACAAUUAAAUUUGCUUUUUAAAUUAUAUAUUUGUAAAGUAUUUAUCCUGUUGGAAGCAACAAUAUAUUGUUGUAUUUAUUCGUUUAUUUUUGUAAUAAAUGAUCAACGUCUUCAAGCUAAAUCAAAAAUGACACUUUUAUAUAUCUAUACAAAAUGCAUUUAAAGAGAUGGGCACAUUUGCACCAAUUUGUAUGUAAAUAGAGUAAGAGCCAUCAAUAACUUGUAGCUUUCA
Messenger RNA from Chionomys nivalis (European snow vole), 5851 nucleotides. It is a transcript of the gene Pou3f3, whose product is annotated as POU class 3 homeobox 3. Gene Ontology annotation, biological process: brain development; regulation of transcription by RNA polymerase II. The record is from RefSeq and is a predicted model, not a curated record. The transcript has a single exon. The coding region runs from base 38 to 1528 and encodes 496 amino acids. Gene Ontology annotation, molecular function: RNA polymerase II cis-regulatory region sequence-specific DNA binding; DNA-binding transcription factor activity, RNA polymerase II-specific. Gene Ontology annotation, cellular component: nucleus. NCBI's taxonomy places the organism in Eukaryota, Metazoa, Chordata, Mammalia, Rodentia, Cricetidae.